AUGUUUGCGCCGAUGAGCGCUGGCGGCAGCGACGACGUGUGGCACGUCCAGGACGAGCCGGCGUCGCUCAAGCCGGGUCGAUUCCGAGCCUACCUGCCUAACCAGCUGCUCAACCACCACGCCAGCGGCCAGGCCCCGUCCUCGAUCGCCACCUCGAGCCGCGCCAUCCCCUUUUCGCGCGACGCCAACCUCGUCGGCCGAUCCGCUGCGUCCAAGAAGCGCAAGGGCAAGGCACGGCUGCUCGACGACAUCGGCAGCGGCACCGAGACAUCCGACGGAGGAGCCGCCAACCACGGCUUUGGCAAUCGGCUCGCUGCCGGCUUCGGCCUCGGAAGGAACAAGCGCAGCAAGACGACGCAGGCGCUGGCACAGCAGCGGGAUCAGCAGCGUCAGCAGCAGCACCAGCAGCAUCCGGCGAGGCCAAACAGGGGGAUAGGCAGGUUCGGAACCGGCGCCGACGGUGCUGUUGGCAGCGAUCUGUUCGAGGAGUGGUACGGCGCCGACUACGAGCAGUAUCCGGCGCAAGGCGUCAGGCAGUCUGCGUUUGGGAAGACGUCUGGGCUGGAGCCAGCGCAGCGCAGCUUGCGUCCGUCGCCCUACCAGCCGUCUCCCUCGGCCACGCCUCGGACGAGGACGUCUCGGGACGGCCGGCCGCGGCCUCGCAGCUGGGUGCAUAACCUGGUGCGGCCUUCGCGCGAUACCGUCGAAGACUGGCUGGACAGCUGGUGGAAGCGGUGGUUUGCCCUGGCGGUGCUGCCUUCGCUCGUCGUAUGGUUCUGGUGCGCGGUGCCCUUCCCCAAGACGGACCCGUACGAUCCCAACCUGCCCUGGUGCAACCCGGGCGAGGACGGCCGCAGCGACGAUCCGAGCAACCCGCCGUGGUGCUAUCCGCGCAAUGCGACCGUUGUACCCUCGUCAAUGUCCUCUGCGGUCGGCCUCCUUGCGCGCCUCCCGACCGUCUCUGGCCUCGUCUACUCCGCGGCGCCAAAGCUCUUUGCGGUCCUGUCCGGCUCCUCGGCAUCGGCAUCGGUCUCGCCAUCGUCAUCGCCCGCGCCCGCACCAUCGCCGGAGCCCGAACACCUCACCGUCGAUGCCAACUUCUGGUUCUUCCUCGUCUUCUACUACGGCCUCUACGUCGCCGUGGCGCUCGUCUACAUCACCCAGCUCUUCAGCCUGUACCGCCUCAACUGGUGGCCAGCCGCGCUGGGGGCAAGGACGUCCUACUCGUUCUUCUGGGUGGGCAGCCUGGUCGCCGGCUGGGUCCUGCACGAAAUGGACCCCUUUGGCACCGAAAAGGCCAGCAGACCGCCGCACGAACUUCCAACGCCAAGUGUAGACAACGGCCGGUACGAUGUGCUUCGACAGCACAAUGGAGCCAGCAACGGCACGAGCCCAGGGCCUGGAGGAUACCCUGGCGGCGGCGGCGGCAGCAUCGACGAGAGCGACAUCCAGUGGCAGCGAAAGACGCUGUGGGUCGGUCUGGCCUUUGCCACGAUGGCCAUGCCGGCGCUCGUGUGCUUUGUCGGCCUGCGCAGGAGCGGCAGGCAGACCUACCGCCACAGCCUGACCGACCACCAGAAAACGUUCCUCGAACGUCAGCUGUCGCGGCGCAUCCCGUCGUCCUACAUCCGCUUCCUCUGGUUUAUCUCGGUCAUCGGCCUGGGUCUGUUUGCGCUGAUCGCCGGCCAGGGCUACGCCAGCGUCUACCUCGCCACGCUGCCCCACACGGGCCUCGACGGCAUCGCCUACGUCAGCUUCUGGACCCUCACCGUCAACGGCAUGGCGCUCGUAUCGCAUUGGAUCCUCGAGGAAAAGGUCCGCAGCCGCGCCUUGCUCUUUGUGUUCAAGUACUAUUACUUCCUUGUCUACUUCAUCUUCUACCGCAACCUGUUUGCCCGCCUUCGCAGCUUUGACCAGUUUGCGCUGGUGCAGCUGCUCAGCUCGUUCUGGGUCUGCAUCUACUACCCGUUCAGCAUGUCGAGCAUCUGCCACCGGAUCACGCAGUACUUUAAUCCGCAGCCAAAGUCGUGGGAGGAGUACGUCGAGAGCGUCGGCCUCGCCUUCUACCUGCGCAACCUGGCGCAGAACACGACGAUGCUGGCGUUCCUGGGCUGGGUCUCGAUCCUCCACUUUGGAUCCAACCAGCAGCUCUACCCCUUCUUUGCCUACGACAACAAGCACGACCCGUACAACUACCAGCUGACGAUGCUCGGCUCACUGGCCAUCUGGGGCUCGGAGCUGGCCAGCUCGUACGUGGCCCGCCUCAUCUGCUACUGGGCCUUUGAGGUCGACGUCACCAAUCUCGGCCUCGACGAGAUGCGCGAGUUUCCAGAGGUGCUCACCACCAUUGGCUGGGGCGCCGUCCACACCCUCAUGGACAUGCUCCUCUUUCUCAUCAAGCUCAACUUUAGAUGA
Molecule: messenger RNA, 2415 nt
Organism: Pseudozyma flocculosa PF-1
Lineage: Eukaryota; Fungi; Basidiomycota; Ustilaginomycetes; Ustilaginales; Ustilaginaceae
Exons: 4
Coding region: 1-2415 (804 amino acids)
Source: RefSeq, a predicted model, not a curated record